Molecule: messenger RNA, 2332 nt
Organism: Odontomachus brunneus
Lineage: Eukaryota; Metazoa; Arthropoda; Insecta; Hymenoptera; Formicidae
Exons: 7
Coding region: 293-2332 (679 amino acids)
Cellular component (GO): membrane
Molecular function (GO): phosphatidylinositol bisphosphate binding
Source: RefSeq, a predicted model, not a curated record
GCAGUGCGUCAUAAACGUUGCAAGGAGAUGUUACAUAAAGAUUUGAUGCAGCGAAUCGCGUUUUUCAGAAAGAAAAAUUGUCAUUAAUCAAAUAAACUCAUUCGCAUUAUUAUACAAUUUGACAGUUGUCAUUAAUCAAAUAAACUCAUUCGCAUUGUUAUCAUACAAUUUGACAAACAGUAUAAAUUCUAUUAAGAAUUUAAUAAAUAAAUAGAGACAAUAAAUGAGAUAAAUUAAAAUUGUGUUUGUAAAGUGACAGAGAAACUUAUAGAAAAUACGACCUUUAAGUGUGAUGUCUCUCAUAAAGUGUAUUACUCUCGAAGAAGAACUAAAGAAAAACCCAGAACUUAAGUUGUCAGAUAUACAAAUUCUAAGGGAUUGGUGUGAGAAACAACCGCAUCUGCCGAAAAUCCAGGACGUGGAGCUCGCCAUAUUUCUACACAGUAAUUAUUAUCAUAUAGAGCCGACGAAGAGCACAAUCGAGAAUUACUACACUUAUAGAACUCACAUACCGGAACUAUUCUCCAACAGAGAUAUACGGAAAGUGAAACGACUGCGAGAUGCUUUUAAAGUCGCGGCCAUACUUCCACUAAAACUUACGACAAAGGAAGGAUAUAUCAUAGUGAUGUCACGACUUAUCGAUAUGGAUCCAUCGCAUUUCUUCUACAAUGAAUCGACAAAUGCUGCUUUCAUGAUAUUCGAUGAAUUUCUUUGGACUUGUGGAUCAGUAUUAGGAAAUAUCUAUGUCGGUGAUGCCACGGGCUUCACAAUGGCACAUGUGGGACGUAUAAACUUAGCAUUAAUGAAAAAAUUUAUAUACUACGUUGAAAAUGCCAUGCCAAUACGCCUGAAGCAGAUCCACAUAAUAAAUACAACGCCAGUUAUGGAAGUAUUGUACAACAUAAUAAAACCUUUCGUAAGCGAGGAACUGAAAAAUCUGAUACACUUUCACACGUCAUUGGAAAGUGCAAAAAAGUACUUUCCGAUAGAAGCAUUACCAAAUGAACUUGGUGGAAAAGCAGGUCCUAUACAAGAAUUAAUGGACAUACAAUUAAAGAAGAUAGAGAACUUUUGCGAAUGGUUCGUGGAGGACGAAAAGAACAAUCGGGUAAACGAGUCGCUGCGAAUCGGCAACAGCAAAACAUCUAGUGAUCUGUUCGGCGUGGACGGUAGUUUCAAAACGAUAGAAUUUGACUUUCACAUCCACUCGACAUUAGAAACCGUGAGCGAAUAUCUCCCGAUCGAAGCGUUACCUAAUGAACUUGGUGGAAAAGCAGGUGCCAUACGAGAAUUACAAGAUGUACAUUUAAAAAAGAUGGAGAACUUACGUGAAUUUUUUUUGGAGGACGAGAAGUGUAAACGGGUAAACGAAUCGCUGCGGAUCGGAAAAUGCAAGACAUCUAGUGAUCUGUUUGGUGUAGACGUGAUGUCUUCCAUAAAGUGUAUUACUCUCGAAGGAGAACUAAAGAAAAAUUCAGAACUAAAGUUGUCAGAUAUACAAAUUCUGAGAGAAUGGUGUGAAAAACAACCUCAUCUGCCGAAAAUCGAAGACGUAGAGCUUGCCAUAUUUCUAUACCUUAGUUACUAUCACAUAGAGUCGGCGAAGAAUACGAUCGAGAAUUAUUACACUUAUAGAACUCACGCGCCGGAAUUAUUCUCUAACAGAGACAUAUUGAAAGUGAAACGACUGCGAGAUAGUUUUCAAGUCAUGCCCCACAUUGUACUGGAGAGUACAACAAAGGAAGGAUAUAAUAUAAUAUUAGGACAAUUUAUCGAUGCGAAUCCUUCGCAUUUUUUUCACAAUGAAUCUUUAAGUGCGCUUUUAAUGACGUACGACGAAUUUCUAUGGACUCGCGGUUCGAUAGUGGGACUUGUCUAUAUGUGCAAUGCUGCGGACUUCACAAUAGGACAUGUGGGACGUUUUAACUUAACAUCACUAAAGAAAGUUGUAUACUAUCUUCAAGGUGUCAUAUUAAUGCGCAUUAAGGCAGUUCACCUAAUAAAUAUGUCACCAGCUGCCGUAAUAUUAUACAACAUGAUUAAACCUUUCUUCAGUGAUAAAUUGAUAAAUCUGAUACAUAUCCACUCGACAUUGGAAAGCGUAAACGAAUAUCUUCCGAUCGAAGCGUUACCUGAUGAAUUUGGUGGAAAAGCAGGUACCAUACGGGAAUUAACGAAUGCGCAAUUAAAAAAGCUUGAGAACUUUCACGAAUGGUUUUUGGAGGACGAGAAGUAUAAACGGGUAGACGAGUCGCUGCGGAUCGGCAAAAGCAAAACAUCUAGUGAUCUGUUUGGUGUAGACGGUAGUUUCAAAAAGUUAGAUUUUGACUGA